Molecule: messenger RNA, 2013 nt
Organism: Micromonas pusilla CCMP1545
Lineage: Eukaryota; Viridiplantae; Chlorophyta; Mamiellophyceae; Mamiellales; Mamiellaceae
Exons: 4
Source: RefSeq, a predicted model, not a curated record
GCGCGACGAGGCGGAGGCGGUCGCCCGCGCGAAGGGAUGGCGCGCCUCGCGGUGAUCCCCGCGCUGUUCUUCGUUCUCCUCGCCGCGGCGACGACCGGCGGCGCCGGCGCGCGCGACGCCGAUUCCUACGGCAUCCGCGACGCGCUCGCGUUCCAUCCGGAGGCGAACGCGACGUCGCCGUCGCCCGCGGCCUCCCGCGACGACGCCGCCUCGUCGUCGAGGGACGGAGGAAAUGAUACGGACGACGAUCUCGACGCGGUCGACGUCCCGUCGCGCCGCGCGCUCGCGGCGACGCCGACGAACACCCUCCCGAUCGACCCCUCCGGCACGCGCGCCCCAGGCUCGGUGGCGCUCCCGGCGUCGUGGGACCACCGAACCGUGGACGCGUCGUCGUGCGACGGCUUCCUGCACGUGGAGCUAUGGGACACCGAGCGCGUGGACGUCGCCACGGGCGAGUACACGCCCAUGCCGCGCAAAGCGCACCCGCUGCUCGCGGUGCGGUACGGCGCGGACGCGGCGCCGACGUGGGACGCGGCGUCGCGCGUCUGGAAAUUCGACGCGUCCGCGAACACGGACGCGGACGAGCACGGGUUCGAGCACAACCGCGCGUACAUGCACGUGUCGAUCGACUUGCGAACGUGCGCGACGAAGUGCUCGCAGCACGGUAACUGGGACGGCGGCGCGUGCGCCGCGGCGUGCGUCGCGGACCCGCUGAAAUCGAGCUUGUUCCACAUAGGCGUGUACAACUUCAAUGGGUGGGCGACGCGGACGCUGCGGUACGAUCUGAAGGCGGCGUGCGUCGCGUCGACGCAGCCGCCGUGCCCGCGGCCGCUCGGCGCGGCGGGGGGGUAUUGCGGCUCGACGAUGGCGUGGAGUCGCGGGACGUGCGGGUGGGUGAACGGCGAUUCCGGGCGCGUCACGCCCAAGGACGCGGGCUCGAACCGCGACGACACGGCGGACGACUACGGCGCGUGCGCGUGUAACGAUGGGUACGGGAACGUCGGGUGCGAGAGCGCGGUGACGACGCUGAGGCACGGCGCGACGCGAAUCGGGAGCGCGGAUCGAUCGGAGUGGGCGCUGUACACGGUCGACGUCGGCGCGUCGUCGUCCUCGCUCGUCGUCGAGAUGACGCGCUCGUCCGGGGACCCGGUGAUGUUCGUGAAGCCCGCGGGGGAGUUUGGCGAGACGCCGAGCAUCGACGACUUUGAGCUGCACGCGGACGUGGACGGGUUCCGGUCUCGCGAGAAUUUUCACUACAAAAGAAUCGCGCUCACGACGGGGACGUACUACGUCGGCGUGUACGACAACGAUCUGUACGUGCAGGAGACGGCGAACUUCGUCGUGCGCGCGUGGUGGUCCGCGCCGACGCUCGGGCCGCUUUUGUGCCCCGCGAACUGCGACUCGCCGAGAGGAGGCACGUGCGUCGAGUCGGGCGCGACGAGCGACCGACUGGGCGAGUGUCGCUGCGCGGAGAGACGCGGCGGCGAGCACUGCCGAGGCGAGCUCGUCUCCGCGGGGUUCGGGUACGUCGUCUCCGGGAAGAUCGCGGAAGGGAAGUGGUUGUACUUGCAGUUCGAAGUGUCCGCGGAGCAAGCGCGCGCGUCGAUGCGCGUCGUCUUCACGAAGAAGGGGGGGCAUCCGACGUUGCAGAUGAAGAAGGGCGACUUCCCCACGUUUCUCUCCGCGGACGUCGUCAUCUCGCAGACGCAGUUUCUCCCGGAGCAGACGACGUUCACGAUCCGCCCGCGGUACCUUUCCGAAGGGACGCACUACCUCGGCGUGUUCAACAUGGGAUACUACGCGGACGGCACGUGCGAGUUCGUCAUCGAGCUCGUCACCGACGCGGAUGAGUGGUCGUGGAUGCCGCCGCGGCUCUUGACGAUCGCGAUCGUCGUCGUGCUGAUCCUCGCCGCGUGCUUACUCCUCGCCGUGUGCAAGCGCUGCGUGGAGAGGAACCGCGAGCGCGAGCGCAGAGGAGAGGCGGUCACGAUGUUUGGGUUUCCGAGGACGAUG